GGAAACGUGCCGGCCAACAUCAUCAGGUCACGUGACACUGGCAUAUUGAUACGUGUCGGCGUGGUGAGCCACGACUCUGCUACGCUUUGCCAGUCGAGCGUAUACGCGGCCACAUUUUCGUUCGUUUUAUGACAGAGAAGGAGAGAGAGAAAGAGGGUAUUCUCGUGGCUGUGUGAUUCUCGUGAUCCUGUGAGGGACGGUCAUUCGAUACGUAGUGCUAGUCGCUUCAACGUCAAGACAAGAUGGGAUUCAAGUUUCUCGAGGUGAUAAAACCGUUCUGCAGUAUACUGCCGGAAAUAGCGAAGCCACAACGAAAGAUCCAAUUUAGGGAAAAAGUAUUAUGGACGGCGAUCACAUUGUUUAUCUUUCUAGUAUGUUGCCAGAUUCCAUUAUUUGGUAUCAUGUCUUCAGACAGUGCGGAUCCAUUUUAUUGGAUCCGUGUGAUACUUGCGUCGAACAGAGGAACAUUGAUGGAAUUGGGUAUCUCGCCAAUCGUUACCUCGGGUCUUAUUAUGCAACUGCUACAUGGUGCAAAGAUCAUCGAAGUCGGUGAUACACCAAAAGAUAGGGCGUUAUUCAACGGUGCACAGAAAUUGUUCGGCAUGGUUAUUACUGUUGGUCAAGCUAUUGUUUAUGUAAUGACUGGAAUGUAUGGAGAUCCAACUGAGAUUGGAGCUGGAGUUUGUCUUUUGAUUAUUAUCCAAUUGUUUGUCGCUGGACUUAUUGUAUUAUUAUUGGAUGAGCUUCUUCAGAAAGGAUAUGGAUUAGGAAGCGGAAUAUCUCUUUUCAUUGCUACUAAUAUUUGCGAGACUAUUGUUUGGAAAGCAUUCUCACCAGCAACAGUUAACACUGGUCGUGGUACGGAAUUUGAAGGAGCUGUAAUCGCUUUGUUCCACUUGCUGGCCACCAGACAAGACAAAGUCCGUGCUCUCCGAGAAGCAUUUUAUAGACAGAAUCUUCCAAAUCUGAUGAACCUUCUCGCCACUAUUCUAGUGUUUGCUAUCGUUAUUUACUUCCAAGAUAUUCAAUAUUAUAUUUUAAUCAAAUCUGCCAGAUAUCGCGGUCAAUACAGCAGCUAUCCAAUCAAACUAUUUUACACCAGUAAUAUCCCGAUCAUCUUGCAAUCAGCCUUGGUGUCCAAUCUAUACGUCAUCUCUCAGAUGUUAGCUGUUAAGUUCCAAGGAAAUCUUAUAGUAAAUCUGUUGGGCGUUUGGUCGGAUGUCGGUGGCGGUGGUCCCGCCAGAUCGUAUCCAGUCGGCGGAUUAUGUUAUUACUUAUCACCACCGGAAUCAGUCGGCCACAUCGUUCAAGAUCCCGUUCAUGCCGUACUCUAUAUUCUCUUCAUGCUUGGCUCGUGCGCCUUCUUCUCCAAGACGUGGAUCGAAGUUUCUGGAAGCUCGGCGAAGGAUGUUGCUAAACAAUUGAGAGAACAGCAGAUGGUAAUGCGAGGCCACAGAGACAAUUCCAUGAUUCGCGAACUGAAUCGGUAUAUUCCAACCGCCGCAGCAUUUGGCGGAUUGUGCAUUGGAGCUCUCUCUGUGCUUGCGGAUUUUCUGGGCGCGAUUGGUUCCGGUACCGGUAUCUUGCUCGCUGUCACCAUUAUAUAUCAAUACUUCGAGAUUUUUGUUAAGGAGCAAAGUGAAAUGGGUGGCAUGAGCACGUUACUUUUCUAAACUUAGUUCAACUAUAGAUUUGAAAAGUAAACUUUUUUUAAUUCUGAAGAACUACAUAAUUUAUUGUAAGAUAAGAGAGUUUUGGUCGAAUUGGCAGUUUUGUGUAUAUGUAUGUGUGUGUGAAAGUGCAUGUGUAUAUGUGUGUGUGUAUGUCAAGCUCAUGGAUGUAGACAUACUAACGCCAAUCGAAUUUCCCUCCCCCUUUUCGCCCGCGUUAUAGAUAAAGUCGCACAUAUUUAACUUACGAUUGUAUAUUGUUGAUUCUAUGCUCAAAAGAUUAUAACGUGUCAGUGACUUUUCAAAAAGAAAAGAAAGUUACAUGUACUUCUUUUGUAGGAUAUAUUAAUGUGAUUAUUGAGACACACGAUAUAUUUUCGGAUCUAUCCAGAAAAUAAUACAACUAUUUUAUGUUACAUUUAUGAGAUCUUGGUUUAUGCAUUAUGAGACUGUACUCUUUAUUUUUACAUUAAACAUUAAUAAUGCUACGCAAACUGUACACAAACCAUUAGCCUGUUAAAGGCAAGAACAUAUUGACAGAGUGUAGAGAAUAAGAACUCAGACAUACAACAGUUAAAAUGCUCGCAAAAUACAAACGCGGAAGAUAUCUCGCAAGAUAUGACGCGAUCAAUAAUAUCUUUCGUACAAUAAGCAGUAUGUACAUAGUAAGAAAAUAAUUGAAUAUUUCCAACAUUUUUUACUAGCGUUUUUUGGGCUCUGCAACAUGACAAAGAGCCGCGUGAAGACUCAAUCGCAUAUAUAUAUGAGUAAAAUCGUGACGUUUAUAUUAAUUGAACCAAUAUAUGAUUAUGAAUAUAGUCAUUUCAGUCAGGACGAGACACCCACCUAGGGUAUUCGUACAGCAAUUCGAACAGCGUUCGUUCAUCUUGGGUACCAUUCAUUCCUGUAUCGAUAAUAAUACGAAGUAAGUUAAUAUUUGUUUUUCGUAUAUAUAUACAUAUAUGUAUUUAGGAGAAAAGAAGAGAAUAUGCUUUUAUAAAUAUUAAAAACAUAUCUUUUUUUUUUCGUCUUCCUCGUUUCAUCCCUCCUCAAACAUUUUAUCGCGUUUUGUCGACUAUGUUACGCGUGAUAUCUCAUUUUGUCAUUCAUUUAAUGAUAUUGUCCCAAAGUCGCGUAAAAUGAAUUUCUAUCCAUUGUCAUUAAUCGAGAAUAAUACAACGCGCCUGAUCGAUUACGCCAUUAAGAAAAAAAGAUUCAUGUAUUGUGUAAUAUUAUAUAUAUAAAGCAGAAUGUGUAUACAAGAAACUCUAGUAAAAAUUACUUCCUAUUUUA
Messenger RNA from Formica exsecta, 2963 nucleotides. RefSeq names its product protein transport protein Sec61 subunit alpha (gene Sec61alpha). Gene Ontology annotation, biological process: SRP-dependent cotranslational protein targeting to membrane, translocation; post-translational protein targeting to membrane, translocation. The coding region runs from base 243 to 1673 and encodes 476 amino acids. The record is from RefSeq and is a predicted model, not a curated record. Gene Ontology annotation, cellular component: membrane; Sec61 translocon complex. NCBI's taxonomy places the organism in Eukaryota, Metazoa, Arthropoda, Insecta, Hymenoptera, Formicidae. Gene Ontology annotation, molecular function: transmembrane protein transporter activity; signal sequence receptor activity; ribosome binding. The transcript has 8 exons.